GUCACCGCAACAUAUAUAAGAAGAACCAGCAGCAAACCUGUCAGGAAUCUCCAGCAAGCAUCUUCCCAACACAUCCUCUCUGUGAAAAUGUUGGCGGCAUUGGCUCUGGUUCUGCUGGUGUGCAGUGCGACCGAGGGACGGAUUCUCAAAAAAUGUGAGCUGAAGGCACAACUCAAGGCGGCUCAGAUUCAGGUGAUUCAGGCCGUGGGAGACAAAACAACCGUGGACAAAUUCAUCACUACAGUUGUGUGUAAUGUGGAGAACAUUUCCGGCUUCAACACCAGCCUCGUCACCAGAGUCCUGAUCAAACAAGAUAAGAUCAGACCCCCGGUCCAAAUUCCUCCCAAACCAAAAGUUCUAAAAAUACCAGCAAAAGUAUACAUUGAUACGAAAUUAAAAAAAGAAUACAUAAUCCCUGUUAAACCACAAAGUCUUCCCAAGGGAAGACCUGGGAGAUCUGUCCCUAAGGGCAAGACCGUUGUGAUACUGGGAGCAAAGGAUCUGCACCAUGAUCUGUUCCCGGGAAAGGUCCGCGUCGACUCGACGUUCGUGGAGGAAAGCUCCGGAGAUAGCUCAGAGGAGGAACGUAAAGAUGUCGUCGCAUGGAGCCUGUUGGGAGUCUUCCAGCUAAAUGAUCACGUGGCUUGUAACUCCGGAUUGAGUGGAUCACUAAACCUUUGUGGUCUGAAGUGCAGUGCUCUCGUCGAUGAUGACAUCACCGAUGACAUCGCUUGCUUGAAGACUUUGGCGAGAAGUCGCGGCAAGUUCAUUGGCGUCGAUCCCAAGAACAGAUUCCUGCCUAAGUUAUUGGCAAAGGAGCUGGUGAAGGAGUGUCACUCUGUCGUUUCUUCUAAGUAUUUCCCCAAGUGCGCUUAAAACAUCGCGACGGAUGAAGCUUCUCCAUGCGACGGCUGGAACCACCAUCUUCACCGCUGAGGUUUUUCAAUCACACGCUAGGAGAUUCAACGGUUACUUUUUCACAUACUUAAAGACCCAAUGAACUCAAAAUUGUACCUUUAGGCUUUUAGAUCAUUUAUAUGCUAAUGUACCUGAGAAAAUUGAAUUUGAGGUUUAUCCAUAUUUUUUGUCUAAUAAAAUGCUCUAUAGAAAGAGAAUAUCCCAGCCCCUAAAAUAUACAUGAGAGGCUUGUUUAUGACAUGAAAUAGCUUUCAGCAAGAUUCAAACUAAAAAAAAAAAAAAAAAAAAACUUUAAGUUUUUAUCGUCUCAAGGUUAUAUGAGCUCAUUGUAAAUGGUUAAAAAGAAAAUUGGCAUUUUGAAGAUUCAAAAUCACAACUCUAGGGUCAGUAAGAUUUAUUUAUAUAUUUUUUAAAUAUAUUCAGCAAGGAUGCAAUGCUUAUAUGCUUAUAAUGUUACAGAAAAUGUCUAUAUGUUUUCCAAAAAUCCUAAAAAAAAAAA
This is a messenger RNA of Pimephales promelas (fathead minnow), 1417 nucleotides long. The record is from RefSeq and is a predicted model, not a curated record. NCBI's taxonomy places the organism in Eukaryota, Metazoa, Chordata, Actinopteri, Cypriniformes, Leuciscidae.